Populus euphratica (Euphrates poplar) is the source of this 3125-nucleotide messenger RNA. RefSeq lists its product as uncharacterized. The record is from RefSeq and is a predicted model, not a curated record. The transcript has 3 exons. Lineage: Eukaryota; Viridiplantae; Streptophyta; Magnoliopsida; Malpighiales; Salicaceae. The coding region runs from base 382 to 1446 and encodes 354 amino acids.
AUGGGGGGAAAAAGCUCUCUUUCAAAAAACCCAGCCACCGUUCCAGACAAACAUAAUUCCUUCUCACAAACACAGAAAACAACCUGAUCUUCCAAACAAGCCAUCUUACCCCCAGCCUCAGCUACCAUCCAUCACCUUAAACACUCAGACUUCAACAAACUACCGUGGUUUUCACCUACAAUGUUACUUUGAAAACUUCCCAAGUUGGUUAUUAAGUUGUUUGUUUCUCAGAAAACAAAUCAAGCAGGAAAGCAUUUUGGCUUCGUCACCAUCCUCUCGAAUCUGUCAGACAAAACUCUGCUAGAAUGUUUAAAUGACAUAUGGUUUGAUACCUACAAAUUGAGAGUUAAUGUGGCUAAGCACAGAAAAAAAGAUGCAGUGAUGAAACAGAAAACAGUGGUAACAGGGAAACAAAUAUCCAAGCUCAACAACAAAGCCAAGGUCCCCAUCCGUGUAAGAGACAACCGAAGCUAUCUUGAGGCAGUAAGAUUAGGGAGUCAAGUGCAUCAAGCGUCUGAUAAUGCCACACCACGUCCUCAUAACUUCAUCUCUUUCAACACUACAGAUGAGGAAAUUCUAUGGUUAAGAAAUAGUCUUAUAGGCAAGAUAUCUCAAGGGGUAGAUUAUGCACAAAUCAGACAUGGAUUAAUUCAACUAGGCAUCUGCUUCUCUGCUGUCCGUUUCCUGGGGGGUUCCCAGGCAAUCAUAAGCUUUGAUGGUGAGAAAUCUAUGCAACAAGCCAUGCAGAAAGGUAUGGAAUGCUGGAAGCUCUACUUUGAUGAAGUUCGCCCGUGGACGGAAGAAGAUGUGACAGAGAGUCGUCUAGCAUGGAUCUCCAUCUCUCAUUUGCCUAUCUCUGGCUGGAGUCUGAGAUGUAUCUCAAACCUCCUCAUGAACCAUGGACGGGUGAUAGGUUUUGACAAGACCAGCCUAAAAAUCUCUGAACUUCACAGCGUGAAAAUCCUUAUAGGUACCCACUUGCCGGAGAUCCACGACUCUAUAGAUCUCAUGCUAAACUCCAAGUUAGUACACAUACAGCUGGAUGAGAUUGACCCUUUAAGAUAUCCAGAGGCAAAAGGAAUUUCAUACUCCAUGGUAGAAUUUCAAACCACAUUACUUCAGGGAGAAGAUGCUGACAGUGACUCAGAUGAUGAAGUGUACACUGAUCUGGCUUUUGACUUGGCAGGAGAUGACAACAUUUGCAGGCUGGCUAUUGCUGCUAAGAAUUUUAGAGCUGAUGACAAGGCACACACGCUGGAGGCAAGGAAGCACAACCCACAUGGGACAUAUGAGGUCUACGAUCAUAGCUUUCCAGCCACAAUAAAUGCCACUGACAACACAGAACGGCUACAUAUCAUUGUUGAAGAUCUCUUUCCAGAAAUAACGGCUCCAAGGACCCCCCACCACUGUUUCUCUCCUAACAAGCUUUCCCAAAAUCAACUCUAAGCAGAACGGGGCCUUGUCUUAUACAACGUAAAUUCAGCAAGCCCACUGGAGCACCAAAGCAUGGCCUUCAAAAAAGACUUUUUCUCGCCACAACCUUAUACCCCUGUCAGCAGUGAUAAUUCUUUAGAAUCCCACUGCAAAGUCCAAGGCCCGCCUCUUACACCCAACCAACAUCGGACCACAACAACCAAACAACCAAGACUAAAAAAAAUAUCCUCCACUGGGAGUCUCCUCUCCUUGCACUCUUCAGCAAGCAUAUCUUCUAUAGACUCUUACAUCAGGGUGAAUAAUAACCGUAACCUAAAGAAAUCUGCAGCGGAGUCGUCUCAUAAUGAAGUCAAUAAAAUGAUCCAUUUGGGAGAAGCUUUGGGUCUUGGUAAUUCAGCUCUCUUGGAAAAAUUUUAUGGGCUUAUCAUAAGACAGCUAGAAAAUGAGAGGGAAGAUUGGCAGAAACAAUAAUGAAUAGUAAGUUUUCAUCCCUGUCCUUGCAGAUAGAUCUUUUAAUUCUAUCAUGAAUAUUCUUUCUUGGAAUUCCUGUGGCUUGGGCAUGAUGAGGAAACGAAGAAGAAUCAUGAAAUUAAUAUCAGAAUAUAAGAUUGAUAUAUGUUUCUUGCUGGAAACUAAGCUAGCUAAUUGUUCAAUUGGCUUUGUAUCUCGUAUUUGGAAUCAAAAUCAUGUUAGUUGGUUUAGUAAUGAUGCUCAGGGAUCAAAAGGAGGUCUGCUUGCUAUGUGCAAAAACACUAACUUUGAAGUCUUUAAUAUUGAAUAUGGUCAUGGUUGGAUCGGUUUAUAUGGUAAACAUGUUCAUAGUGAUUUUCAUUACUUUGUUAUUGGCAUCUAUGCUCCUUGUAACUAUCUGGACAGACAAAAACUUUGGGAUGAUCUCAUUCUUCUUAAGCACGCUUUUGAAGUUCCCUGGAUAAUAACAGGAGAUUUUAAUGAAACACUCUCUCAUAAAGACAGAAACAGUGGAAUCUGUCAUCCUGCAGGUUCAAAUUCUUUUAGCAGAUUUCUGCAGUCUUGUGAGCUCACUGAAUACCCUUUAGCAGAAGGUCACUUUACUUGGUUCAGAGGAGGGUCCAAGAGCAAACUAGACCGUAUGUUUGCAAACUCAUCCUGCCAUCUUCACUUCCCCAGUUUAUCUCUUCGACGACUUCCAAGAGAGUUCUCGGAUCAUUGCCCUUUAAUUCUAUCUAGCUUCUUGCAGGACCAUGGAUGGCGUCCUUUUCGUUUCUUGGACUGUUGGACUGAGUACCCAAAUUUCAAGCAUAUUAUUGAAAACUUCUGGAAUGAUGCAUGCUCCCUUCACCCUGGCCGCUUUAAAUUUCUCAAAAAACUCAAUCAUAUUGCAGUCAGAUUAAGGCAAUGGAAUAAGCUUGAAUUUGGAAAUCAAGAAGCUACCCUUCAACGAACCCUUUCAGCUAUCAACAUGCUAGAGGAAAAAUGUGAAGCAGAAGGUAUAACCGACCAAGAGUAGGAGCAUUUAGACUUUUUGUUGAAAGACCGCUGGGUUCACAACAAUCACAUUGAAUCUAUUUGGAGGCAGAAAUCAAGACAGAUGUGGUGCAAAUUGGGUGAUAGAAAUAACAAGUUCUUUCAUUUGAUUGCCAAUUUCAGGAAGGCUAAAUCAUCUAUCCUUAAAAUCCACCAUAAUGACAACACUUUUGAUUUUCAGCAGG